UUUGAACUGUUUUCUCCAGCCUCUGAUGCUUUCUAGUUACUCGCAGUUCCCAGUUUUUGUAGCAUUGUUUCCACUUUAUUUCUUUCUGGAGCCCUGGAUUCAGCAUUUAGGUGGAUGACUGUUUUAAGAGACGGCAAGGAAAGCAUUGAUAAAGGUUGUUUUGCUUCCUUUUAUUGUUAAGUUUGUUAAAAAGUCACUGACUGAAGAACAGUAGCGUGGAUAAACACUGCCAUUUCAAAGACCAGUGCAAAUAUGUGGCGUCAUCAGGGGCUGCAUUGCGUUACAAGCCAAGGGAUGGUCAUGCUCCUUGUGCUGCUAACUAUCUCCAUACCCCCUCACCUUUGUGACGGAACCCCAGAACCAUUAAAAUCCUUUUUUCCCCCUGAAUGGGGUCUGACACAUUUAGCCAUCCAUAACAAGACAGGAGAUGUGUACGUUGGUGCGGUAAACUGGAUCUACAAGCUCUCCAGCAACUUGACCAAGUUGAGAAGUCACAUGACGGGUCCAGUAGUGGACAAUGAGAAAUGUUAUCCACCUCCCAGUGUACAGUUGUGCCCUCAUGACCUUGCCCCAAACAGCAAUGUGAACAAGCUGCUUUUAAUAGACUACUCCCAAAACCGCCUUAUCGCUUGUGGAAGCACCUUGCAAGGCAUCUGUCAUUUUCUGCGUCUGGAUGAUCUCUUUAAGCUUGGCGAACCUCAACACCGUAAGGAACACUACCUCUCGAGCGUCACCGAGUCUGGAACCAUGUCUGGGGUCAUCCUCUCAGAAGGCCACACCAGCAAACUUUUCAUCGGAACACCCAUCGAUGGAAAGUCUGAGUACUUCCCAACUCUUUCCUGCCGUAAUUUGAUGACCAACGCAGAAGAUGCUGACAUGUUCAGCUUUGUCUACCAGGACGAGUUUGUCUCUUCCCAGUUGAAGAUUCCCUCAGAUACCCUGGCGAUAUUUCCAGCGUUUGACAUCUACUACAUAUACAGCUUCAGCAGUGAACAGUUUGUCUACUACCUGACGUUGCAGUUGGAUACCAAGCUUACUUCUCCUGGUGCUAGCGGAGAACAGUUCUUCACCUCCAAGAUCGUACGUCUCUGUAUUGAUGAGCCGAUGUUCUACUCCUACGUGGAAUUCCCUAUUGGAUGCACCAAGGAUGGUGUGGAGUAUCGUCUGAUCCAAGAUGCCUAUUUGAGCAAACCUGGAAGGCAACUUGCAAACUCUCUGGGAGUGUCAGAGCAGGAGGACAUUUUGUUUACGGUCUUCUCGCAAGGACAGAAGAACAGGACCAAACCCCGUAGAGAGUCUGCACUUUGCCUGUUUACCCUAACAAGAAUAAAGGAGAAGAUUAAAGAAAGGAUCCAGUCGUGCUAUAGAGGAGAGGGCAAGUUGUCCUUGUUUUGGCUACUCAACAAGGAGCUGCGAUGCAUCAACACGGCUCAUCAGAUCGACGAUCAUUUCUGCGGGGGGGCUUUAAAUCAGCCUCUAGGGGGCACCAGCACUAUCGAAGGAAUCCCGCUCUUUAUUGACAAAGAUGAUGGAAUGACUUCAGUGGCUGCGUAUGAUUACCGUGGCAACACUGUGGUGUUCGCAGGAACGCGCAAUGGCAGGAUGAAGAAGAUUCUAAUAAAUUCAGUGAGUCCGACCAUCCCAGCCCUGCUUUAUGAGAGUGUUCAUGUGAGCGAAGGAGGACCGGUUCUCAGAGACAUGCUCUUCAGUCCUGACCAGCAGUUUAUUUACAUGAUGACAGACAAACAGGUGACGCGUGUACCGGUGGAAAGCUGCUCUCAGUACACAACAUGCACUGAAUGUAUGAGCUCCAGAGAUCCUCACUGCGGAUGGUGUGUCCUCCACAACAUUUGUGCGCGCCAUGAUAGCUGCGAGAGGGCCGAUGAACCUCAACAAUUUGUCUCCAGUGUGGAUCAAUGUGUAGAUCUGCCCGUCCUGCCCAACAAUAUGCCAGUCACUGAAAUCCAGGUGUGUUUGAAAGAGCAUCAUUAGCAUAAAUGUGCAUAAAUAAGCCUCAAUGUAAUGUUUAGUGAAGUUGCAUUAGCAGAUUCCUAGUGAAAAAUAUAUAUUUCCUUUUUCAAUAGUA
Messenger RNA from Triplophysa rosa, 2086 nucleotides. Its product is annotated as plexin-A1-like. Gene Ontology annotation, molecular function: protein binding; semaphorin receptor activity. The record is from RefSeq and is a predicted model, not a curated record. NCBI's taxonomy places the organism in Eukaryota, Metazoa, Chordata, Actinopteri, Cypriniformes, Nemacheilidae. Gene Ontology annotation, cellular component: semaphorin receptor complex. Gene Ontology annotation, biological process: regulation of GTPase activity; regulation of cell migration; semaphorin-plexin signaling pathway involved in axon guidance. The transcript is spliced from 6 exons. The coding region runs from base 253 to 1992 and encodes 579 amino acids.